AUGCGACCCGUGUACCAGGAGAACCAGGGUACUGUAGGUGGUCGGAUGUUCCCGCCUCGACAGCCUCCUGCUGCAGCUGCACACACACAGAGCAGUGGGGGGGGUUUCUCCGGUCGCUCCGGUUUCCUACGACGGUCCAACAACUCCAAAAGCACCAGGACAGCCUCCACCAGCACCAGCGCACACCACCAGCAACCCAACGCCAACUUCGCCAACUACCAGAACUGUACCAUCGUGCGCUCCCACUCCCCACACGCCAACUACGGCUACGUGAAGGCGGCGCCCAAGAUCCUCAUAUUCCCCAUCUUUGUGCAGCCGAUCGACCUCUGCAGCCGCAACCUGAUCAUAUCUGAGGAGAUGGUUCUACACGAGAGUCAGCUACACUCUCUGAAGGUGACAGUGUUUGUCUACAAUGACCUGAUGUUAGUGACCAGAGAGGAUGAGCCCGGCAGGUGCAACGUCCUCCAGAGUCCUCUGUUCCUGCGGCACCUGCGCCUUCAGGACGAUUACGUCGAAGAACUGAGAUUCUACCUGAUCCACAUGACAGAGGUCUCAGCUCCUCUCGAGUCCCCGAGGUCUCAGCUCCUCUCGAGUCCCCGAGGUCUCAGCUCCUCUCGAGUCCCCGAGGUCUCAGCUCCUCUCGAGUCCCCGAGGUCUCAGCUCCUCUCGAGUCCCCGAGGUCUCAGCUCCUCUCGAGUCCCCGAGGUCUCAGCUCCUCUCGAGUCCCCGAGGUCUCAGCUCCUCUCGAGUCCCCGAGGUCUCAGCUCCUCUCGAGUCCCCGAGGUCUCAGCUCCUCUCGAGUCCCCGAGGUCUCAGCUCCUCUCGAGUCCCCGAGGUCUCAGCUCCUCUCGAGUCCCCGAGGUCUCAGCUCCUCUCGAGUCCCCGAGGUCUCAGCUCCUCUCGAGUCCCCGAGGUCUCAGCUCCUCUCGAGUCCCCGAGGUCUCAGCUCCUCUCGAGUCCCCGAGGUCUCUCAGCUCCUCUCGAGUCCCCGAGGUCUCAGCUCCUCUCGAGUCCCCGAGGUCUCAGCUCCUCUCGAGUCCCCGAGGUCUCAGCUCCUCUCGAGUCCCCGAGGUCUCAGCUCCUCUCGAGUCCCCGAGUUCUAAAGUGGACCUCGGUGAGUCCUGUUCUAAAGUGGACCUUGGUGAGUCCAGUUCUAAAGUGGACCUCGGUGAGUCCAGUUCUAAAGUGGACCUCGGUGAGUCCAGUUCUAAAGUGGACCUCGGUGAGUCCAGUUCUAAAGUGGACCUUGGUGAGUCCAGUUCUAAAGUGGACCUCGGUGAGUCCUGUUCUAAAGUGGACCUCGGUGAGUCCAGUUCUAAAGUGGACCUCGGUGAGUCCAGUUCUAAAGUGGACCUCGGUGAGUCCAGUUCUAAAGUGGACCUCGGUGAGUCCAGUUCUAAAGUGGACCUCGGUGAGUCCAGUUCUAAAGUGGACCUCGGUGAGUCCAGUUCUAAAGUGGACCUCGGUGAGUCCUGUUCUAAAGUGGACCUCGGUGAGUCCAGUUCUAAAGUGGACCUCGGUGAGUCCUGUUCUAAAGUGGACUUCGGUGGGUCCAGUUCUAAAGUGGACCUCAGUGAGUCCUGUUCUAAAGUGGACCUCGGUGAGUCCUGUUCUAAAGUGGACCUCGGUGAGUCCUGUUCUAAAGUGGACCUCGGUGAGUCCAGUUCUAAAGUGGACCUCGGUGAGUCCAGUUCUAAAGUGGACCUCGGUGAGUCCUGUUCUAAAGUGGACCUCGGUGAGUCCUGUUCUAAAGUGGACCUCGGUGAGUCCUGUUCUAAAGUGGACCUCGGUGAGUCCUGUUCUAAAGUGGACCUCGGUGAGUCCUGUUCUAAAGUGGACCUCGGUGAGUCCAGUUCUAAAGUGGACCGCGGCGAGUCCUGUUCUAAAGUGGACCUCGGUGAGUCCUGUUCUAAAGUGGACGUCGGUGAGUCCAGUUCUAAAGUGGACCGCGGCGAGUCCUGUUCUAAAGUGGACCUCGGUGAGUCCUGUUCUAAAGUGGACCUCCGUGAGCCCAGUUCUAAAGUGGACCUCGGUGAGUCCUGUUCUAAAGUGGACCUUGGUGAGUCCAGUUCUAAAGUGGACCUCGGUGAGUCCAGUUCUAAAGUGGACCUCGGUGAGUCCAGUUCUAAAGUGGACCUCGGUGAGUCCUGUUCUAAAGUGGACCUCGGUGAGUCCAGUUCUAAAGUGGACCUCGGUGAGUCCUGUUCUAAAGUGGACUUCGGUGGGUCCAGUUCUAAAGUGGACCUCAGUGAGUCCUGUUCUAAAGUGGACCUCCGUGAGCCCAGUUCUAAAGUGGACCUCGGUGAGUCCUGUUCUAAAGUGGACCUUGGUGAGUCCAGUUCUAAAGUGGACCUCGGUGAGUCCAGUUCUAAAGUGGACCUCGGUGAGUCCAGUUCUAAAGUGGACCUCGGUGAGUCCUGUUCUAAAGUGGACCUCGGUGAGUCCAGUUCUAAAGUGGACCUCGGUGAGUCCUGUUCUAAAGUGGACUUCGGUGGGUCCAGUUCUAAAGUGGACCUCGGUGAGUCCAGUUCUAAAGUGGACCUCGGUGAGUCCAGUUCUAAAGUGGACCUCGGUGAGUCCUGUUCUAAAGUGGACCUCGGUGAGUCCAGUUCUAAAGUGGACCUCAGUGAGUCCAGUUCUAAAGUGGACCUCGGUGAGUCCUGUUCUAAAGUGGACCUCGGUGAGUCCUGUUCUAAAGUGGACCUCGUGGACCUCGGUGAGUCCAGUUCUAAAGUGGACCGCGGCGAGUCCUGUUCUAAAGUGGACCUCGGUGAGUCCUGUUCUAAAGUGGACGUCGGUGAGUCCAGUUCUAAAGUGGACCGCGGCGAGUCCUGUUCUAAAGUGGACCUCGGUGAGUCCUGUUCUAAAGUGGACGUCGGUGAGUCCAGUUCUAAAGUGGACCUCGGUGAGUCCUGUUCUAAAGUGGACCUCGGUGAGUCCUGUUCUAAAGUGGACUUCGGUGGGUCCAGUUCUAAAGUGGACCGCGGCGAGUCCUGUUCUAAAGUGGACCUCAGUGAGUCCUGUUCUAAAGUGGACCUCCGUGAGCCCAGUUCUAAAGUGGACCUCGGUGAGUCCUGUUCUAAAGUGGACCUUGGUGAGUCCAGUUCUAAAGUGGACCUCGGUGAGUCCAGUUCUAAAGUGGACCUCGGUGAGUCCAGUUCUAAAGUGGACCUCGGUGAGUCCUGUUCUAAAGUGGACCUCGGUGAGUCCAGUUCUAAAGUGGACCUCGGUGAGUCCUGUUCUAAAGUGGACUUCGGUGGGUCCAGUUCUAAAGUGGACCUCAGUGAGUCCUGUUCUAAAGUGGACCUCCGUGAGCCCAGUUCUAAAGUGGACCUCGGUGAGUCCUGUUCUAAAGUGGACCUUGGUGAGUCCAGUUCUAAAGUGGACCUCGGUGAGUCCAGUUCUAAAGUGGACCUCGGUGAGUCCAGUUCUAAAGUGGACCUCGGUGAGUCCUGUUCUAAAGUGGACCUCGGUGAGUCCAGUUCUAAAGUGGACCUCGGUGAGUCCUGUUCUAAAGUGGACUUCGGUGGGUCCAGUUCUAAAGUGGACCUCGGUGAGUCCAGUUCUAAAGUGGACCUCGGUGAGUCCUGUUCUAAAGUGGACUUCGGUGGGUCCAGUUCUAAAGUGGACCUCGGUGAGUCCAGUUCUAAAGUGGACCUCGGUGAGUCCUGUUCUAAAGUGGACCUCGGUGAGUCCAGUUCUAAAGUGGACCUCUGUGAGUCCAGUUCUAAAGUGGACCUCGGUGAGUCCUGUUCUAAAGUGGACCUCGGUGAGUCCUGUUCUAAAGUGGACCUCGGUGAGUCCUGUUCUAAAGUGGACCUCGGUGAGUCCUGUUCUAAAGUGGACCUCGGUGAGUCCUGUUCUAAAGUGGACGUCGGUGAGUCCAGUUCUAAAGUGGACCUCGGUGAGUCCAGUUCUAAAGUGGACCGCGGCGAGUCCUGUUCUAAAGUGGACCUCGGUGAGUCCUGUUCUAAAGUGGACGUCGGUGAGUCCAGUUCUAAAGUGGACCGCGGCGAGUCCUGUUCUAAAGUGGACCUCGGUGAGUCCUGUUCUAAAGUGGACGUCGGUGAGUCCAGUUCUAAAGUGGACCUCGGUGAGUCCAGUUCUAAAGUGGACCUCGGUGAGUCCAGUUCUAAAGUGGACCGCGGUGAGUCCAGUUCUAAAGUGGACCUCGGUGAGUCCUGUUCUAAAGUGGACCUCGGUGAGUCCAGUUCUAAAGUGGACCUCGGUGAGUCCAGUUCUAAAGUGGACCUCGGUGAGUCCAGUUCUAAAGUGGACCUCGGUGAGUCCAGUUCUAAAGUGGACCUCGGUGCGUCCUGUUCUAAAGUGGACCUCGGUGAGUCCUGUUCUAAAGUGAACCUCGGUGAGUCCUGUUCUAAAGUGGACCUCGGUGAGUCCUGUUCUAAAGUGGACCUCGGUGAGUCCUGUUCUAAAGUGGACCUCGGUGAGUCCUGUUCUAAAGUGAACCUCGGUGAGUCCUGUUCUAAAGUGAACCUCGGUGAGUCCUGUUCUAAAGUGGACCUCGGUGAGUCCUGUUCUAAAGUGAACCUCGGUGAGUCCUGUUCUAAAGUGGACCUCGGUGAGUCCAGUUCUAAAGUGGACCUCGGUGAGUCUUGUUCUAAAGUGGACCUCGGUGAGUCCUGUUCUAAAGUGGACCUCGGUGAGUCCAGUUCUAAAGUGGACCUCGGUGAGUCCUGUUCUAAAGUGGACCUCGGUGAGUCCAGUUCUAAAGUGGACCUCGGUGAGUCCAGUUCUAAAGUGGACCGCGGUGAGUCCAGUUCUAAAGUGGACCUCGGUGAGUCCAGUUCUAAAGUGGACCACGGUGAGUCCUGUUCUAAAGUGGACCUCGGUGAGUCCUGUUCUAAAGUGAACCUCGGUGAGUCCUGUUCUAAAGUGGACCUCGGUGAGUCCAGUUCUAAAGUGGACCUCGGUGAGUCCUGUUCUAAAGUGGACCUCGGUGAGUCCAGUUCUAAAGUGGACCUCGGUGAGUCCAGUUCUAAAGUGGACCUCGGUGAGUCCAGUUCUAAAGUGGACCGCGGUGAGUCCAGUUCUAAAGUGGACCUCGGUGAAUCCAUUUCUAAAGUGGACCUCGGUGAGUCCUGUUCUAAAGUGGACCUCGGUGAGUCCAGUUCUAAAGUGGACCUCGGUGAGUCCAGUUCUAAAGUGGACCGCGGUGAGUCCAGUUCUAAAGUGGACCUCGGUGAAUCCAUUUCUAAAGUGGACCUCGGUGAGUCCUGUUCUAAAGUGGACCUCGGUGAGUCCAGUUCUAAAGUGGACCUCGGUGCGUCCUGUUCUAAAGUGGACCUCGGUGAGUCCUGUUCUAAAGUGAACCUCGGUGAGUCCUGUUCUAAAGUGGACCUCGGUGAGUCCAGUUCUAAAGUGGACCUCGGUGCGUCCUGUUCUAAAGUGGACCUCGGUGAGUCCUGUUCUAAAGUGGACGUCGGUGAGUCCAGUUCUAAAGUGGACCUCGGUGAGUCCAGUUCUAAAGUGGACCGCGGCGAGUCCUGUUCUAAAGUGGACCUCGGUGAGUCCUGUUCUAAAGUGGACGUCGGUGAGUCCAGUUCUAAAGUGGACCUCGGUGAGUCCUGUUCUAAAGUGGACCUCGGUGAGUCCAGUUCUAAAGUGGACCUCGGUGAGUCCAGUUCUAAAGUGGACCGCGGUGAGUCCAGUUCUAAAGUGGACCUCGGUGAGUCCAGUUCUAAAGUGGACCUCGGUGAGUCCUGUUCUAAAGUGGACCUCGGUGAGUCCUGUUCUAAAGUGAACCUCGGUGAGUCCUGUUCUAAAGUGGACCUCGGUGAGUCCAGUUCUAAAGUGGACCUCGGUGAGUCCUGUUCUAAAGUGGACCUCGGUGAGUCCAGUUCUAAAGUGGACCUCGGUGAGUCCAGUUCUAAAGUGGACCGCGGUGAGUCCAGUUCUAAAGUGGACCUCGGUGAAUCCAUUUCUAAAGUGGACCUCGGUGAGUCCUGUUCUAAAGUGGACCUCGGUGAGUCCAGUUCUAAAGUGGACCUCGGUGAGUCCAGUUCUAAAGUGGACCGCGGUGAGUCCAGUUCUAAAGUGGACCUCGGUGAAUCCAUUUCUAAAGUGGACCUCGGUGAGUCCUGUUCUAAAGUGGACCUCGGUGAGUCCAGUUCUAAAGUGGACCUCGGUGCGUCCUGUUCUAAAGUGGACCUCGGUGAGUCCUGUUCUAAAGUGAACCUCGGUGAGUCCUGUUCUAAAGUGGACCUCGGUGAGUCCUGUUCUAAAGUGGACCUUGGUGAGUCUUGUUCUAAAGUGGACCUCGGUGAGUCCUGUUCUAAAGUGGACCUCGGUGAGUCCAGUUCUAAAGUGGACCUCGGUGAGUCCUGUUCUAAAGUGGACCUCGGUGAGUCCAGUUCUAAAGUGGACCUCGGUGAGUCCAGUUCUAAAGUGGACCGCGGUGAGUCCAGUUCUAAAGUGGACCUCGGUGAGUCCAGUUCUAAAGUGGACCACGGUGAGUCCUGUUCUAAAGUGGACCUCGGUGAGUCCUGUUCUAAAGUGAACCUCGGUGAGUCCUGUUCUAAAGUGGACCUCGGUGAGUCCAGUUCUAAAGUGGACCUCGGUGAGUCCUGUUCUAAAGUGGACCUCGGUGAGUCCAGUUCUAAAGUGGACCUCGGUGAGUCCAGUUCUAAAGUGGACCGCGGUGAGUCCAGUUCUAAAGUGGACCUCGGUGAAUCCAUUUCUAAAGUGGACCUCGGUGAGUCCUGUUCUAAAGUGGACCUCGGUGAGUCCAGUUCUAAAGUGGACCUCGGUGAGUCCAGUUCUAAAGUGGACCGCGGUGAGUCCAGUUCUAAAGUGGACCUCGGUGAAUCCAUUUCUAAAGUGGACCUCGGUGAGUCCUGUUCUAAAGUGGACCUCGGUGAGUCCAGUUCUAAAGUGGACCUCGGUGAGUCCUGUUCUAAAGUGGACCUCGGUGAGUCCUGUUCUAAAGUGGACCUCGGUGAGUCCAGUUCUAAAGUGGACCGCGGUGAGUCCAGUUCUAAAGUGGACCUCGGUGAAUCCAUUUCUAAAGUGGACCUCGGUGAGUCCUGUUCUAAAGUGGACCUCGGUGAGUCCAGUUCUAAAGUGGACCUCGGUGAGUCCUGUUCUAAAGUGGACCUCGGUGAGUCCUGUUCUAAAGUGGACCUCGGUGAGUCCAGCCUCUCACUGCAGUUCCUCCAAGUGUCUGUAGGGGGCAGCAGUUAG
Messenger RNA from Knipowitschia caucasica, 7200 nucleotides. The record is from the annotation of a GenBank genome assembly. NCBI's taxonomy places the organism in Eukaryota, Metazoa, Chordata, Actinopteri, Gobiiformes, Gobiidae.